Cryptococcus deneoformans JEC21 is the source of this 3803-nucleotide messenger RNA. RefSeq lists its product as hypothetical. The transcript has 5 exons. The coding region runs from base 184 to 3657 and encodes 1157 amino acids. The record is from RefSeq and is a predicted model, not a curated record. Lineage: Eukaryota; Fungi; Basidiomycota; Tremellomycetes; Tremellales; Cryptococcaceae. Gene Ontology annotation, biological process: mitophagy; protein localization to phagophore assembly site; autophagosome assembly. Gene Ontology annotation, cellular component: extrinsic component of membrane; phagophore assembly site; Atg1/ULK1 kinase complex.
GGGAAUCGAUCGGAAGAAGCUUGCCACUGGAAGGAAGCCCGUCCACGCCAGUCCAGUCAACCGCUCCUGCCAGGAAGCAACCCGCCACCGCUCGCCACCCACCAGCGACCCCAGCUCACCCCUCCCCGGCCACCUCCACCGCCCCCGCACGCCGCCACAUCACACCAUGCACAUGCGACUAUAAUGUCCAACUCACCACUCAGGCCCCUGCACCACCCGCCCCUCUCGCGCCCGCCCUCAGGAGCGCCGCCCCUCCAGCCACAGCUCACAGGAGAUAGGAAACCCCCGUCCUCCUCGGCAUCCUCUUCCCAGGCUGCCCUGAACCAGGCGGGUAGAGCGGAUCAGGUGUUGUACAGGUUUUAUCUCAAGACUGUCGCGGUUCUGGUAGAGGGAAGAUUGACGCACUAUGCCAAUGUAUCCACGGAGAAGAAAGAUCGCUGGUUCAACCUUCUCUUGCCCGAGAUUGAUCUGUACAAGAAUGAUCUUCAAAUAUAUCGCUCCAUCUCAUCCUACCCAUCGUAUACUCCGGCGGAACUCCCAUCCCCGGCCUCAGAUACCUGUAGUAUUCCGCCUUUACUGAUUGCGUUCAUUCUUGACACUAGUGAUGUUCCCAAUGGCCAGGCCUUGCUGUGGAAUAGGAGAGGUGGCAAGGUCGCUUUAGAUCUUGCGUCCUUGUCAUCGAAAGGAAAAGGGAAGGGUAAGGAAGAAAGACCAGGAAUAAUACUAGAGCGUUGGACAUUGCGAGCUCAAUCGUCUGAACCCGGCGACACUUCAAGCUCACAGAUAGCGCCACAUACAGCUUAUCGGCUUGGGAUAAUCCAUUUUCGCGCUCUGCACUCUCUUGUCCGACUCUUCCCAGCAUACCGCCUAUACAAGCGGCUACGCCGGUCCAACUCUGGGCUGCGUCUAGGUAUCAAGCUUUGGGGUCCGGAAGGCUAUCCUAAUUCCCGUGAUGGCUUGAAGGAGGCCUGGGACGUGAUGGAGGAAGGUCUAAUCAGUCUGGAUACUGGUUUGGAAAAACUUGUCAUUGAAGGAGAACAAGUCGAGCCUGAAAGUAUCGAGCGCUACGAUUUCCCACGAUUAGAUCUCUUUGGGAAUGGCUAUAUCCUGCAAGCCGAAUACCGCCCAGAAGCCGAUUUUUCCACCGAGGAUAUGGAGGCUGUUUUGAGUGAAAAAUUUGUGGAUAUGGACGAAGACUGGUUUACGCCUACCGUUGCCGCUCGCAGACGAUCUGAGAGUAACGCCUCGGCCGCUUCGACCGCUUCAACGGAUCACACUCGUACAAUCAGAAAGCCUUCCAUGCCGGCACCGAUACCUUUGGGUAAUUUGACCACUUCACCAAUCCCGCCCAGACAGCAAGCGGCCACUGCAGGAUCGUUCGCCUCGGCCGGCUCAUUCUCCAGAGCUAGACAGGCUUCAACAUCUGCGGUUGGUGCGCAAAGCAAAGGAAAGGAUAGGUGGGGAGCACUUGGCGAGGGCCUGCCAUUCGCGGGUAGGUCACCUUCUACGAGCCAAGUCGAUGGACAGGCUCCUCCAUCGCCCAACCCUGGGGGUAUCGUCGCCGCUCGUCGCCUUUCGGGCCAUUCUAUCCAACCUUUUGCAUCUGCAUCACCGUCUACUUCUUUGCUCCGCGGUACCCCUCCACAACCUCUCCCCGGCGCACCCAUUCCCACAUCUUCAGCCCGCCCCACCAUUCCAACAUCCCGCGCAUCCUCAUCAAUCGGUCGUACUUCGUCUUUCCUCUCUCAAUCCGGCCGUUCUUUCACCCAUGCUCAGCUGGCAAACAUGUACGGCGGAUCGGCUUCGCCACCAGUGACAGGGGCCAUGUCUGGUGUCCAUCUUCCGUCCUCUCCUUCUCCGUACAACCCACCGGGACAGUCGCCCAUUUCCCCGUCCAGUCUGACUUUUGCCAAGCAACCUGUUCCGAGGAAUAUCUCCAUGUCAGGUAGAGGAAUGGGCUCGACACCCGGAUCGGGAUCAUCACCAUUUAUCCCUGGGUCUUUGGAACGCGAUACAACUACGGGUACUGGUAUCGGCGAGACCUCGACAGCUAAUCCACCACACAUUAUCAAACGCUAUUCUUCCUCCUUUUCAUCCCGCCCUUCUUCCCUUACACAUCGUCCUAGCGUUCAGUCCCAAGGCUCCAGUGCCGACGCGAGCUUACCGUCAUUCCUCGGCGGGCAGGGCUUGCUGCGACGAACAAGUACAAGAGAGAGUGGACUGAGGCAUAGUCUCGAACCCCCAAAGAAGAGGAACAAGGUGCCGGAUGAAGAUGAUAUCGAGGCGUUCUUAAAGACUUUGGACGCAGUCCCGCAACCUUCUCGAUCCCAAUACGCUCCAAGCGGGAGAUUCGCUUCUAUGGGUUCGUCACUCUCCACUAGGGAACACAGAGGGGAAGGAGGAGGGACUCCAAACUCACAGCUUGCUACCUCACCCCACGCUCAGGGACAGGGUUAUAACGGACGUGUGCCGAUGACUAGAGCUUGGGUAGAUGACGAGCUCAAGCGUAUGGCCGGUAGUUUCUCCACAGGGGAGAUGGCUAUACCUUCACGGGGUGAUACUACGGCGGCGUCGAGUUCGAGUAAUGUCAAUACCGCAGCAAGUUCGACUAGGGCAUCAAUGACUGGUACGCCCGCGAGUAUAGGUCUGCUCAGUGCCAGCAGGCCGAGUAGCGCUUCUAGGCGGGUGCCGAUAACUGGUGAAGGGACAGAAGAGGGUGGACAACUAACAUUCCGAAGGAGGUCCGGCGGCCCGUCUCCUCUCAGCCAGGGAUUGAUUUCUGCUGCUGGAAAAGGCAGCAGUCCACUUGCAGCCAGUCCUAUGCAAGCACUUCGUUCAGCCGACCAAGUACCUGCUGAUCGCGGGGUGAGAUCCGGUCUGAGUGAUCCCCCAACCGCAACCGGGAGUGCGAGAAGUUUACCUCGUUCGGCUAUGGGUGUAACGCACGAGUAUCCAGAACCGCUCCCCUUGAGGUCGGCUGGUGCCGGUGUAGGUUACGCUGGGCUCGCGAAUUAUGGUGCAACGGCAGUUACUCGAGCGAGUGCGCUUUCUCCCCAGACGACCGGAGAAACAAGUUCAACGAAUUCACCUUCAACUUCGGCCACUACCAACGCAACUAAUACAACUACAGCCACAACUCGUACGCCGCGCCGAGGGCCUGUCCUCUUGCGGGGAGGGUUCGAACAUCGUUCUUCUGCUACCAGCACACCCUCUCACAGUCCCGUUCGAGACUAUGCGAGAGCAGGUGUCGCUGUCAAUGCUGCCUCUACUUCGGGCGCUUUUGGAUUGGGGGUCGGUACCCGCGAGGCGAGGGUGGGCUCAAUGCCCAUCAGGCAGGCUGGGGAUGAGAGGGAAAGGUUUACCGAGCUGGGGAGAAGGCAGAGUGCGUCGAUCGCGAUGAUCCAUGCGCAAAAUGCUUCGGGAGCGGCCCCUACGAUUGGGACCAUUGGGAGAUACAGACCGGCUAGUGGAACUGCACCGGGUUCCUUGGGGAGGGAGGAGUACGGGAAGAAGGAAGGAAGGGAAUGUAUCGCGAGACGAACUGGGUCGGAAGGCCAUGAGCAUACCAGAGAGAACAGGACGGAGGAGGGAGAUGAUGAAACGGAUGAUGGGCUGGCAGGGCUGAUGAAUGGGUUAGGGAUUGAGAGACGUGGUUAGAUUGUCAUAGAAUGGGCUCGCCGCUGUAGUCAGAAGCAUUGAAUGGGGAGGAAAUUGGCCUGCACUGGGCCUUUUAGCUUAGUUCGGACGACCUCCAGUAAAUUAUCAUGACUCUUUAGAACAUCAUGUACGCUCUGCAUAUCUUU